This is a messenger RNA of Solea solea (common sole), 2940 nucleotides long. RefSeq names its product F-box and WD repeat domain containing 10 (gene fbxw10). Gene Ontology annotation, molecular function: protein binding. The transcript is spliced from 12 exons. The record is from RefSeq and is a predicted model, not a curated record. Bases 119 to 2665 code for a protein of 848 amino acids. NCBI's taxonomy places the organism in Eukaryota, Metazoa, Chordata, Actinopteri, Pleuronectiformes, Soleidae.
AACCUGGCGCUGGUGUAAGCGGACACAAACCGUCAUCCGUUCCUUUUAUCUUCAUUUUUUAAUCACUCACGCCAAAAAGUGGCUUUUUCGGCGUUAAGUAAGGAAAGGAAAAUAAUGAAUGCGCGAAGGCAACAUGAACAACGUGGAUGUGAACAAUCGUGAAGCACCAAAGAAGAUGAAGUGCGUUAAUUUUGACUAUAAAUCCAAGGUGGGAUGCGCAAAGAUGUGCGGCUUGUGUCCCGCUUGCGCUUUUGCCCCAAAACCUGCGGGGCGUACUCAGUGCUUGUGGAAGGUGACGGAUGGACACAGGCGAGGGUUCGUGGUGGAGCUGCUUCUGCGCUGCAAAAGCACCCUGCUGCUCGAAAGCAUCCAGAAUAUGCUGAGUGUAACAUCGUGGACUUUGUUCAUCUACGGUCGGGCGAGAGUCCCACCUCGACCUUUUACGAAUCACAUCACAAACCCGGCGUUUCUGGAGGAGCCACCGGACGUGGAUAUGGAGGAGAUCUGGGACUGGUUCAGCAGCAGUCCAGACUGGAUUAAAUCACUUUAUCUUUGUCGUCUUUUUUUACUCUGUGACUCGGAACUUUUGCGCGUGUUUGCCAACCUAACCAACGUCCUUUUGGCAACAUUGAGAGCGGUGAAGCAACGCGAACUGAGUGGCUGCAACACCAAUGGGUCUGAACAGUGCAAAGACGAAGACUCGGAGGAUCCUGCUGUCAUGGUGGAUCCUGGUUCCUCCAGAUCCAUGUCUGGAGUGAGCCGAUACCGAGACUUCGUAGGCUGCCUGCCUGUUAAUUUGUCUAAGAGGAUACUAGGUCUGUUAGAAGAAGCAACUUUAAAAAGCUGCCAGAAGGUUUGUCGUCGCUGGCAGCCCCUCGUAAAAGAAACCAUGGAGGACAAGAAGUUCAGAAGACAGUUCCAGGAUCAAACUCAGGCAACUAUGAAUAAGUACAAAGGCAUCGAUCUGGUCAGUCCCACUUACGCUAACAUUGUUGAAGUCCACGUGCCCACAUAUGAGGACGAAGAAGCAGAUAUUCACUCAAGUUACCAGAAGGUACAGCCAUUUGAAGCUGCUUAUGCCAAAAUCAAAACCAAGUUUGUCCAAAUGGAGGAGCGGAAUGUUUAUUGUGGCGCGCAUUUUGCCCAAGUCGUGCUGAUGAAAGAAGACCCCCAUCGAGUGUUGGACUACAGAGGCAGAGCGUAUAUGGCCACCGCCUCCAAGGACUGCGCUGCGCAUCUGUAUUAUGUUGCAUCAGAAGCAAAGAUGGUGUCGGUGAUGAAGGGCCACGUUGGCACCAUCCGGGCAGUGCUGCUCUGUGAGGACAGAAACCUGGUGAUAACUGCGAGCUGUGACGCCAGUAUCAGGUGCUGGAAUUUGAAGACAGACUUGUGUGAGAUUGUGCUGUAUGGUCACACCGGCACCGUCAACUGUCUGGAUGUCCAUGCUGAUAGACUUGUCUCAGGGUCGAAGGACUGCACAGUGAAAGUGUGGAAUCUGGAAACAGGGAAGCAUCUUCAGGGUUUAAAUUUCAAACACCCAAACUCCAUCCAGUGUGUGAAGAUCAACACAACCAAAGUGUUCAGCAGCUGUGCCCGAGGCCUCGUCAAGAUAUGGAACUUGGAGAAGGCAUCAGUACUUAGGGUGAUUGACGCCCACAGGAGCCCAGUCAGGUGCUUGUUCUUUGAUGAAUGGCAUCUUCUAUCUGGGGACGUUAAUGGUCAAGUCAUGGUGUGGAGCACCAACUGUCAGGUUAAAGAGUGUCUCAUGACCUUCAGCCACCCAAAAGAGGUCAAAUCGCUGGCGCUCAUCUACCUGCGUGUUGUCACUGGCUGUGUGGACGGAAAGAUUCGUAUUUUUAAUUUCCUCACCGGUGAUUGCUUGAGAGCCAUCACAGUGGAGCCUAAGGCAGGUUGUAUUCUGUCCCUGCACUUCCUUGACGGCAGCAUAUUGAUAAACACGAUAUCCUGUGUGAAAGUUCACCACUUUGCCAAAGUGUUCUGGGAUUACCCCGACACAGCAGAAGAGGGCCAGAGUGUGGUGCUGACUCAGGAUGAGGAAUCUUCAGCAUCCAUCAGAAAGGUUACCUUCAACCAUGGCACGGCACAGGAGACCCCACCCAGCCAAAGGAUACACACCAGUGACUGCAGGAAGCCAGAGAAAGCUGAGCUGCUUAAACACACGCACGUCCCGGUGACUCCCUCUAAAUGUCAGACUCAAGUCCGAGAACGCUGUAAGACCGCUCCACAAUCUGUGAGUCGGAGUAAAAAGGUAAAAACAUCUGAACAAACAAAGAAGAGGCCACUCAGAGGCAACACCAGUCAGAAUGCACGGCAGGGCGCGUACGACGUCGAAGCUAAUGACAGCACCGAGUGCCUCGACGACAGCAACAACACAGAUUCCUGGGCUAGUUACACGCCACAGGAUUCACUGCCCUCCGACUCCCAGGCUCUGCCAACGAGCAAGCAGUCUCGCGCUUCUUCACUGCAGAACACGUGCGGCGGUCAGUCGAGGAAGACAAAGAGCCGCGUCCAAGGUCUGGAGAGGGGUGCCAGUCAAAAUGUGUCAGACGCAGUACAACCUCCCAGUGCUGAUGUGCAGAAGCCAAAGGGGAGAGUUGGGGCCCUCACAGCAAGUGCCAAAAAGCAGCCAAAACCUUCUGCGUGAACACUCAAGGUGUUUGACACUUAGAUGGAGAAUAAUGCAAGUGAAGUUUUGAAUGUGGUGUUUCAAUAAAUCCCCACCAGAGGUCAGUGUUGUAUGAACAAUGUCAUGUCUGUGGCAGAGACUUGAGCUAUGCAAUUUGUUUUGUUUGGUUUACAUUUGAAUUGAAGGAAGUUGUAUUACAUUUUUUUGUAUUUUUUGUGUAUUUCUCUAAAGUACCAUGAAUUUCCAUUUAAACUGUCUAUUCGGUUCAUGUGAAUGGGUAAUAAAAGGUUUGA